This is a messenger RNA of Aplysia californica (California sea hare), 1457 nucleotides long. Its product is annotated as ras-related protein RABF1. The record is from RefSeq and is a predicted model, not a curated record. Gene Ontology annotation, molecular function: GTPase activity; GTP binding. NCBI's taxonomy places the organism in Eukaryota, Metazoa, Mollusca, Gastropoda, Aplysiida, Aplysiidae.
GAAUGGACAUCCUGACCCGCCGGAUCGUGAACGAUGACGGGGUGAACGUUGUCUACUACGUCUCCGACACUGCGGGCCAGGAGAGGUUCCGCGCCAUGUUGCCCAGCCAAGUACGGAACUCCGAUGCCGCGGUCAUCGUUUACGAUGUCACCUGUGCAAAGUCAUUUGAAAAUGUCCGCAAAUGGCUGCACUUUGUAAUGAACAACAUGUCCAUCCACACGCCCGUCAUGAUGGUGGGGAACAAAGCGGACUUGUACCACCAGAGGGAAGUCACUUUCUCGGAGGGGCUGGAGGUGGCGGAAAGAUCGAAUCUCUUAUUUGUGGAAACCUCGGCAAAGACUGGGGACCGGGUGGUGGCUGUGUUCAAACAGCUAUCUACUGUUCUGCGGGACCGCAGGAUGAAUGACUUGUUUCGUGGAGAGCAGAGGCCCCUGAGAGAGCUGGGGAUGCAACUCUCGAACUCUGCCGACGAGUACCCCAGCAAAAAAAGCUGCUGUUUAUAACGGAGAAAGGAUCAAAAGUCUCAAAAUGUUCCGUUAGCCAAGUACAAGGAGGAGUCAAUUUCUCUGCACAGUGUAUAGACGUGAGUGUGAGAUGAUGCCAAUGUUUUUUGACUGGAUGAUAUUGAUGAACACAAAUGAGGUAGAGAACCUGCAACUGGGGUGUAGGAAGGUUGAGGUGGUACUUUGUAUUCUUCUGUCCCCUACAAUGGAUGUUUUAUCUGACUUUACAGUCACUCUUGUGACCAGCAUGCUUAUUCUAUCUUACAGAGUUUUCUUCUCGGAGAGGCCAUGCAAUGUUUCAUUAUGGUACAUGCAUGCUGCUUUCAAACUUAUGUUCUUUCUUUAUCUUAUUCAGACACAGUUUGCUUAUGUCCACUAAUUAGGAUUAGGACAAAAGGGUUGAACAAAGAUUAAAUAUCCAUCCAGAUACAGUCACAAAUGAAAAGCAUGGACGCUCGGUAGUGAAAUGAGGCAGCGGCUGAAAUCCUGAUAGAUGAUCCUACAGUGGUUGCACAUCAAUGAAAGACAAUAGUAUUUGUGGAACCUCACAACUUUUUCAGCAGGCAGAAAAGAUCAAGUGCUUAUAAUAAUAAUAUAUAUUCAUUGUGUAUUUGCUGCUGUGAAAAAUGUCCUGAAGGCAGGGAUACAGAUGGUAUUUUGUAUCAUGUACAAUAGAGAAAUAAUCCUUUGCUUACAGCUGCUGUUCUUAGACUCUUGUAAGCUGGACGUUGAUGAAUACAUGUACAUGUAUAUAAGUGUAUAUAUUAUAUAGUACUUUGUUGAAUGCUUGCGUGGUGUGUGAAGAGUGAUUACGGAUGGGAUGUAGAUUUUAGGUUUUGCAUCUGGACAAUUCCAUGAAAAAUGAAACUGCAGUGACACACAUAAUCUUCUACAAAUGGUGAUCUGCUGAAAAAAUUCUAAAAAGCGAUAAAAUUGAUUUCAUUUUGGUGUGUA